This is a messenger RNA of Labrus bergylta (ballan wrasse), 2798 nucleotides long. Its product is annotated as E3 ubiquitin-protein ligase TRIM39-like. NCBI's taxonomy places the organism in Eukaryota, Metazoa, Chordata, Actinopteri, Labriformes, Labridae. Gene Ontology annotation, molecular function: zinc ion binding; protein binding. The record is from RefSeq and is a predicted model, not a curated record.
AUGACCUGCAUAGGAGGCGGACUCUGGACUCUUUUCCUCAUUAAAGGACUCACAUCCCCCCCAAACUGUUUCUUUAGUGACAGCACAAGAACCUGUUUGUUAGAGGAAACACUUCCACCCAGUCCACCUGGCAUUUUUAAGUCCUCCUCACUCGGGAGUGUUCAACAUGUCAGCUGCCAGCUGUCUGCUGUCCGAAGCCCACUUCCUGUGCUCCAUCUGUCUGGACGUGUUCAACCGUCCUGUCACCAUACCAUGUGGUCACAACUUCUGCAAGUGCUGCAUCACCGAAGACUGGAAGAUCAACAGGAAGUGCAAGUGUCCCGUUUGUAAAAAGAUUUUCGACUUGAUACCUGAGCUCCAUGUCAACACCUUCAUAUCUGAGAUGGCCAUUCAGUUCAAGCAGGAGGCGGUAAAGAAAGCCUCGGAGAUCGCUCAGCCUGGAGAGGUUCCCUGUGACGUCUGCACCGGAGUCAGACUGAGAGCCCUGAAGUCCUGCCCGGUGUGUCUGGCCUCAUACUGUGAGAUUCACCUGGAGCGGCAUCAGACAGUAUCAAGAUUGACAAGACAUAAGCUCAUCGAGCCGCUUCAUAACCUUGAGGACAAGAUCUGCACAAAGCAUGACAAACUGAUGGAGCUGUACUGCAAGGACGACCAGAUGUGUGUGUGUCGGUUUUGUGCAGAAACAGACCACGAGUCCCACGACGUCGUUCCUCUGGCGGAAGAGAGCAAAGGAAGGAAGACUGAGCUCAGGGAGACGCAGGCAGAGUUUCAGCAGAUGGUGCAGCAGCGAGAGUUUAAGAUCAGAGAGCUCCGACAGUCGGCUUCCCUCAGCAGGGAAGCUGCAGACAGAGAGAUGGCAGAUGGCGUGCAGGUCUUCACCGCUCUGACGCGGUUUGUGGAGACGGGUCUGAGCGAGCUAACCAAACAGAUCAGACAGAAGCAGAAGACCACGGCGAAACAAGCCGAGGACUACAUCAAAGAGCUGAAUCUGGAGACCUCCGAGGUGAGGAAGAGGAACGCUGAGGUGGAGCAGCUCUCGCGCUCCGAUGACCACCACAGACUCCUCCAAACGUUUUCAUCCCUGAAGUCCUCCCUGCCCUCCAAGAACUGGACUGAAAUCAGCCUCCGUCAACCUUCGUAUGAGGGGACUAUAGCAAGAGCCGUGGCCGAACUUAAAGAAACCCUCAGCAAAGGGGUGGAGAAGCGUCUUGAAGGCGAGCUGCAGAGGGUGCAGCGGUAUGCGGUGGAUGUAAUUCUGGAUCCGGACACGGCACAUCCCAAACUCCUUCUGUCUGACGAUGGAAAACAAGUCAAUCACAGCGACGAGGCGAGGAAUCUCCCAGACAAUCCGGAGAGAUUUUCAUUUUGUGUGAUCGUGUUGGGGAAGCAGAGUUUGUCCGCUGGGAGGUUCUACUUCGAGGUGGAGGUCAGAGGGAAAACCAAGUGGGAUUUAGGAGUCGUGAGCGUGUCCGCCAACAGGAAGGGACAGAUCACGUCGUGCCCGGAAGCCGGGUACUGGACUCUGCAGCUGAGGAACGGAAACGAGUACGUGGCUCUGACUGACCCUGACGUCCUCCUCUCGGUGAGGGCUCAGCCUCAGAAGGUGGGCGUGUUUGUCGAUUAUGACGAGGGUCUGGUCUCCUUUUACAACGUUGAUGCUAAAGAUAUGAUCUACUCCUUCACCGGCUGCUCCUUCACAGAGGAUCUCUGCCCAUUCUUCAGUCCCUGUUUUAACGACAGGGGUGAUAACUCUGCACCGCUGAGGAUCUCUGUUGUGCAAAAAACCUAAAUAUCUCAUUUUAUAAUACUCAUCAUGAAUGUGCAGUAUAUUUAUUAUUCUUUUAUUGUUAUUUCACAAACGAUGAAAUGAUAACUAACCCUUUGUCAAGCCCCUCCCUCCUUAGUUACUGUUACUAGGUUGGACAAAAUCUCUUGGUCGCUUGGCUCCUUCCCAUUUGACACAAUUGAAAAUGUUCCAUGAUUUCACAAACUUAUUUAAAUUGAAUUGAUUCAAAACAUGUCCUCAGUGAAAUAAAUACAUCAGAGAUACAGUAGGGUGUCUGAGGAGAACUCUAAAUCUCUAAAACUUUUUAUAUGAUCCGUGUCUGAUGCUAGUGAGGUCGGCUAACAUUCCACCAGUGGAUGCUAGCCGCCCCGCCUCUAUACUGACUCACCUCUGGACUCCAUCAGCGACAGCGUUCCAUUGCUGGAACCAGGGGUUUGAUAGAUCCUCUUAAUGUUGCCAACAGGGUCGUCAAUACGCAGCUGAGAGUUAUGUGCACAGUGACAUCACAGCGCUAAAUGCUACAGAUGCAUGUAAAAAAGAGAAACGUCAUAAUGAGUCUCUGAAAAUGACGGUCUGCAGAGCUGUCGCCGGGCAGAACUGCUCAGGUGAAGACAACUACAUUAUUAAUUAUCACAGAUUGUAAUUAUCACCUGCUGUAUUUUCAAAUAUCUGUCAUAUAACCAUAAACAACAUCCCUUGGGUUUAGGGAACGGGAUGAAGAAAUGUCUCGGAUCACGAUCUGGACAUUUAGAGUCACUCUCGCAGACACCCCGAGCAACUUUUCACCGUGUUAAAGGUCAAACCUUCAUCAUGACGGCACUGACCCGGGCGCCUUGGCCCGAGCUAACGUUUGUCCAAGCAGAAAGCAGUUUUUUAUUAUUCCUAAAGCUAUUUAUGACUUUGUCAGCAGUUCAUUGUUGGUUUGUUUACAAUCUAUAAACAUGAUUUGGAUGCAACAGAUGUUUCUUAUUCUUUGUAAAUGGUAAUUAAAAGCUGUAAACAGUAACACCAC